Molecule: messenger RNA, 4284 nt
Organism: Chinchilla lanigera (long-tailed chinchilla)
Lineage: Eukaryota; Metazoa; Chordata; Mammalia; Rodentia; Chinchillidae
Gene: Lars2
Product: leucyl-tRNA synthetase 2, mitochondrial
Biological process (GO): leucyl-tRNA aminoacylation; mitochondrial translation
Cellular component (GO): mitochondrion
Molecular function (GO): aminoacyl-tRNA deacylase activity; ATP binding; leucine-tRNA ligase activity
Source: RefSeq, a predicted model, not a curated record
CUGCCAACAUGGCGGCGCCCAGGGAGGCAGGCCUGGCUGUGUCCGCGUAAAGGUUCGGGGAACGAGGAAUGCAGGAGCUGCAGGCCAGAGCCUGUGAGCAGGGAAGUGUCCCCAGCGGCAGCAGAGGAGAACGCCGGUAACCGGCAGGGGAUGGGCCUUGCUGACCCGAAGGAGAAGUCCGCGAGGGUCCCAGGCCACUUGGCUCUCCAGCCCCCCAGAAGCAUGGCAUCUGCCUGGCCCCGGCUGCACUUUUGUGCCUCACUUCUCACAAGGCGGCUGUGUGGCAGCCCCAAAGUCACCUUGUGGGCGUGGAAAGUGAUUCCAGGAUGGACCAGGACUAUUUACAGCGCCACGGGCGAGUGGACGAAAGAGUACACAGUGCAGACAAGACAGGCCGUCGAGGACUGGUGGCAUCAGCGAAUAAAGGAACAGGCCUCCAAAAUUUCAGAAGCUGAUAAAUCAAAGCCCAAGUUCUACCUGCUUUCCAUGUUCCCCUACCCUUCGGGCAAGCUGCACAUGGGCCACGUGCGUGUUUACACCAUCAGCGACACCAUCGCUCACUUCCAGAGGAUGCGAGGGAUGCAGGUCAUCCACCCCAUGGGGUGGGAUGCGUUUGGGUUACCUGCCGAAAACGCUGCCAUAGAGAGGAGCUUAGACCCACAAAGUUGGACGCAAAGUAAUAUCAAGCACAUGAGGAGCCAGCUUGACCGACUGGGCCUGUGCUUCAGCUGGGAUAGGGAGAUCACUACGUGUUUGCCAGAUUACUACAGAUGGACCCAGUACCUGUUCAUUAAACUCUAUGAAGCCGGACUGGCCUAUCAAAAGGAGGCCCUGGUCAACUGGGACCCGGUGGACGAGACAGUGCUCGCCAACGAGCAGGUGGAUGAGCACGGCUGUUCCUGGCGCUCGGGCGCAAAGGUGGAGCAGAGGUUCCUCAGGCAGUGGUUUAUCAAGACGACCGCCUAUGCAAAGGCCAUGCAGGACGCGCUGGCUGAGCUUCCGGAAUGGUACGGGAUCAAGGGCAUGCAGGCCCACUGGAUCGGGGACUGCGUGGGCUGCCACCUGGACUUCGCGCUAAAGGUGGACGGGCGUGACACUGGAGAGAAGCUGACUGCCUACACGGCCACCCCCGAGGCCAUCUAUGGCGCUUCGCACGUGGCCAUCGCCCCCUGCCACAGCCUCCUGCACAGGCGCAGCUCUCUGCGGGAGGCCUUGCUCGGGGCACAGGUGCCCGGGAAAGAUUGCCUCACUCCCGUGGUGGCUGUGAACAAGCUCACCUGGCAGGAGGUCCCUGUCAUCAUCCUGGCCGAAGCUGACCUCGGGGGCUCUCUGGAUUCCAAAAUAGGAAUUCCCAGCACCAGCCCGGAGGACGCCCGCCUGGCCCACGCCCUGCGCCUGACCUACUCCGACGUCAUCGAGACCCUGCCAGAUGGCACGGAAAGGCUGAGAAGUUCUGCCGAGUUCACAGGUCUCACGCGGCAGGAGGCCUUCCUGGCCGUCACCCGGAAAGCGCGGCAGAUGCGCGUGGGCGGCCACGUGACGAGCGACAAGCUGAAGGACUGGCUGAUCUCGCGGCAGCGGUACUGGGGCACGCCGAUCCCCGUCGUGCACUGCCCGGCCUGCGGCCCGGUGCCCGUGCCCCUCGAGGACCUGCCCGUGACCCUGCCCAGCUGCGCCUCCUUCACAGGCAAGGGCGGCUCCCCGCUGGCCGCGGCUUCCGAGUGGGUGAACUGCACCUGCCCGAGGUGCAAGGGAGCAGCCAGGAGAGAGACAGACACGAUGGACACCUUUGUUGACUCCGCGUGGUACUACUUCCGGUACACAGACCCCCGGAACGCUCACAGCCCUUUUGACACCGCGCUGGCAGACUUCUGGAUGCCUGUGGAUCUGUACAUCGGCGGGAAAGAACACGCUGUCAUGCACUUAUUCUAUGCAAGAUUCUUUAGUCAUUUUUGCCAUGACCAAAAAAUGGUCAGACACAGGGAGCCCUUCCACAAGCUGCUGGCACAGGGCCUCAUCAAGGGACAGACGUUCCGCCUGCCGUCCGGACAGUACCUGCCACGAGAGCAAGUGGACCUCACAGGUUCCGUUCCUGUUCACGCAGAGACCAGGGAGCCGCUGGUGGUGACGUGGGAGAAGAUGAGCAAGUCCAAGCACAACGGCCUGGACCCCGAGGAGGUGGUGGCGCAGUACGGGGUGGACACGACCCGGCUCUACCUGCUGUUCGCUGCGCCCCCCGAGAAGGACAUCCUGUGGGACGUGAAGAGUGACUGCCCACUUCACGGAGGACUUCGCCCUGAACUCCGUGAUCUCACAGCUCAUAGGACUCAGCAAUGCCCUCUGGCAAGCUUCUGCGCAAGUCGUCCGCCACAGCACUGAGUUCGAGGACGCGCUGAGCGCCCUGCUCGUGAUGACCGCCCCGCUGGCCCCACACCUGGCCUCGGAGCUCUGGGCAGGCCUGGCGCUGGUGCCCCGCAAACACUGUGCCCGCUACGCCUGGGACGACGACGUGCUGCUGCAGGCCUGGCCCACCGUGGACCCGCAGUUCCUACAGCAGCCGGACGAGGUGCAGAUGGUCGUCCUGAUCAACAACAAAGCCUGUGGCAAGGUCCCCGUGCCCCAGCAGGUGGCCCGAGACCAGGGCCGGGUCCAAGAGCUGGUUCUGCAGAGUGAGCUGGGCGCCCGGCUGCUGCAGGGCCGGAGCAUCCAGAAGGCCUUCCUGUCCCCCAGGACCGCCCUCAUCAACUUCCUGGUCCAGGAAUGACACGGCAGACCUUGGGUCGGGGCCUCACCUUCAUGCUGGGACAGGCCGGAGUCACAAGGCUGCUCGGUGUCACCUGGUGCAAGGGAGACGGUGACAGGACCCUGCGGUGCCCCUGAGCCCGUGCCAGGGUGGCACAGCUGCCUGGCCCCAGGUGUAGCCGAAGGAGGGCACAAGAUGGGGAAGCACGGGACAGGGACAGCGCCCCUGGAGCUCCGGGUCCAGCGCUGCCGCCCCCUUGCCAUGUGCCCAGAGCUGACACAACCUGAGGAGCGCACAGGCGCAGUGUGUUUGCCACUGUGACCUAUGAAGAGCCUCGGGGGGUGGCCAUCCGUCUCCCCGCCUCCCGGCCACCAGAAGCAGCUCAGAUCGCAUUCAGGGUCCAAGACGUGGCACCGCACCUGGGGCCAGAAGACGUCCCUCUGAUCCGGACACCAGCACCUGCACCCGCCGCCCCCACCUGCUUGCAGGCCUCUCCCUCCCGCCCCGGCUGGAUGCCAGCUGGCCGGACACAGACACGCAGCAGGUGCUGGGCAGAGCCUCGCUGUUCCCAGGGGUGGCCCAGCCCGGAGGCACCGGGACCCUUGAUGGCAAUGCCUGCACCGUCAUUGUGACCCCAGAGCCAGUCAUGACAGUGAGUGAGCACACAGCUGCCAGCUGUCACUUCCAGUGUCCAAGCCACUGCAGCCUGGCUGCUGGGGGACAGCCAGGAACAGGCCCCACUCCACAGAAGAGGCCAAUUCCGGUUUCAUGUGAUGUCAGCAACAGGGAGUUUUCGCCAGAGCUGGCCUGAGCCGCUGGUCCGUCUUUACCAUGCGGAGCCUGCUAGAUCGCCGUUGUUCUGUUCUCCGCGGCCCGCUGCUCCGAAGCGGCUGUGGUGUGCCCUGGAGCUCGGCAGCGGACAGAUGACCCUUCUGGUCUGAUAACAUGUCUGCCGCUCUUGUGGAGCUUGGCCUGGGGAUGACCACCCGCCCUCUGUUCUAGGUGUUGAUCAGGGACACUCGAGUCCCCCGCCACCAUCAGAAGCACGGGCAGCAGCUGAUGCUCGGGACGUGUGACGGAGCUGGGGGACCAUCUACCGCCCCCUGGGGACAACCACGCACCAAGCUCUCCACGCAGGCUGGGGCUCAGUGCCGUGCCUGUCCCCGGGACCCUGGGAUUGCAGUUUAACGGGGCUGGAAUGUAGCUUGGGCACCAGGGGCCCUCAGACCUCUGAAGGCGGGCUGGCACGUCGCUCCUCAUGCACACGGCCCUGGGUCUCAUCCCCGUACCUCACACGAACCUCCAUGCAGUUCUCAUGGGCAGCGAAAUUCGAGGGGCUCUAGAUCCAUGGGUGCCUUUCCGCCCAACCCAGGACCCGGGCGCAGUUAGGUGGUGGGAAGGAGUGGACGGUAGGGAAGCCAGGCCCAGGACCCCAAGGCGGGUCUGUACGAUGUUUGCAGGCCGGCCGGAGUGGACACGGCUGCCCUGCAUGGAGGAGCGGAUGCGGAUUAAACAGAAAUAAAUGGGUGUUUGGCAUAGGA